Molecule: messenger RNA, 1245 nt
Organism: Bipolaris victoriae FI3
Lineage: Eukaryota; Fungi; Ascomycota; Dothideomycetes; Pleosporales; Pleosporaceae
Exons: 1
Coding region: 1-1245 (414 amino acids)
Source: RefSeq, a predicted model, not a curated record
AUGACCCAGGCAAAACCCAAGAACAUCGUCAUCGUAGGAGGCUCACUAGGCGGUCUCAUGGCUGGAGUUGCAUUGAAGCGUCUGAGAAAAGACCUCAACAUCCGCAUCUUCGAGCGCAACCCAACGCCCCUUCUCCAAGACCAAGGCGCAGGUGUUGUAGCCGGCCGAGAAGUGCAAAAGUUCUUCGAAACCCAUGACCGGACCAAUACACCACUAACAGUCCCAAGCCACCAGCGGCAAUAUCUCGACAAACAAGGCAAAAUAAUCAGCCGCCACGACCAAGACCAACACAUGACAAGCUGGGACCUCCUCUACCACCUCCUCCGCACAAACUACGACGGCACAAAAACCGACUACGCUGCAGUCCCCACCCCAGAACCCGGCGAAGGAAGCACAUCCUACAAAUACGGCUGCACAGUCACAAGCGUAGACGUCUCAUCCCCAGACUUGUCCACCCCCGUCCAAAUAUCCUACACCCACACCUCCGGCAAAUCGCACACCACCCCCGCAGACCUCGUCCUCGCCGCCGACGGCCCCAGCUCCCAAAUCCGCACUUCCUACUUCUCCUCCACCACACGAACCUACGCCGGCUACAUAGCCUGGCGCGGCACCCUACCCGAGUCCUCUCUCUCAGCUACAACCCACUCCCUCUUCACUAACACCUUCACCUUCUUCCAUGCCCCUGGUACCCAAAUCCUCGCUUACACGAUUCCCGGUGCACAUGGCACUACGGAACCAGGAAGCAGAUUGUUAAAUUGGGUCUGGUACGUUAAUGCUCCUGAAGAUUCGACUGAGCAUGAGGAAGUGAUGACGGAUGUACAUGGGAAGAAACAUCAUAUCACGCUUCCUCCUGGCGGUAUCAAUCUGGGGGUUUGGGAACGUCAGAAGAAGAGGGCCAAAGAGAUGUUGCCGCCGCAGUUUGCGGAGGUGGUACGUGGAACGGAGGUUCCAUUUGUGCAGGCGAUUACAGAUGUGAUUGCGCCGGCGGCGGUGUUGGAGGGAGGAAGAGUGCUGUUGCUGGGUGAUGCGCUUGCAGGGUUUCGGCCGCAUACGGCGGCGAGUACGAAUCAGGCGGCGCUGGAUGCUAUGGCGCUGGCUGGGGCGGUGGAGCGCUUGUUGGGAGGGAAGAUGGAGGCGCUGGAGGAGUGGGAGGCGGAGGUUAUGCGGUAUGCGGUUGAGAUGCAGCGACGGGGGGUGGAGAUGGGGGAUAAGAGUCAGUUUGGGGAGCAUGAGAUGCAGAGAUAG